GUCCGUUUUCUCCGGAAAUCUGUUGAGAUACACCACUAUUCGUUCUUUGCAUUUUGUACCAAAAAAAUGCUUCGGCAGCUUUUUCUCCCAUCAAAAAUCCAUGGAAAUCGCCCAUUUUUUCUCCUUUCAUUUCCCCCUUCCAUAUAAACAAUCAAAUCCCGUAAGAUUCCUGUUCCAACAAAUAAUCAUCGAAUGAAACAGCAAUCUGGAAACAAGAAAAUUAGAGCAAGAUGAUGCCCAUGCUUCCAUUUUCACCAUCACCAUCAGUGAUAUCAGCUUAUGCUCGAGUCGAUAAAGCCACCAGCGAAUUCUUAAAUUGUCCUGAUUGGCGGAUCAAUAUCGGAAUAUGUGACACAAUCAAUUCUAGACAAUGGCUUGCAAAAGACUACAUUAAAGCUCUUAGAACUAGAUUACAACACAAGAAUCCAAAUGUUCAGCUACUCUCCUUAACGUUGUUGGAAACAUUGGUGAAGAACUGUAGUGAAAACAUUCAUGGACAAAUGGCUGAGAGGAAAAUACUUCAUGAGAUGAUCAAAAUUGUUAAGAAAAAGGCGCAUAUGCGUGUAAGGGAGAAAAUCUUGGUGCUGAUAGACACUUGGCAAGAAGCAUUUACAGGUCGUGGAGGAAAAACCGCUCAAUAUCUCCAUGCUUAUGAGGAACUAAGGCGUUAUGGUGUUGAUUUUCCCCGAAGAUCAUCAAAUUCGGUUCCUAUUAUUACACCUCCAAUUAGCCAUGGACAUUCUCAAGCUAGUUCCUCAUCAAGACAUGAUCCCACAGCUUCCUCAAGCGAGACUUUGAGUUUCUCGACUUUGGAUGCUAUGAGGAGUGUUAUGGAUGUUUUAUCAGAAAUGUUGCAAGCAGUUGACCCAAAAGAUCGUAUGGCUGUAAAAGAUGAAGUAAUCGUUGAUCUUAUUGAUCAAUGUCGAUCAAACCAGAAGAAACUCGGACAAAUGUUAGCUUCUACAACCGAUGAGGAGCUUCUCCGGCAAGGUCUUCAAUUCAACGAUAUGUUGCAACAGACUGUUGAGAAACAUGAUGCUAUUGCAUCGGGUUCCCCGAUUCCUGUAAAUCAUCCACCUGAUUCAAACAAUUCUCGUAUGAAACAAGUGGAAAACACAGAAGUAAAUUCGAAUCCAAUAGUUCAUGGUGAAAUAGAGGAAGAGGGAAACGAUUCUGCUUCGAUGGCUACCAGGCAUAAUGGAACUCAAAACGAAGAAAAACCUGUGGCGGAUCCACCAUUGACUAUGGCUAUGGUUCUCUCCGAUCCUCCACCACCACCACCGGCGCAUAAAAAGAGUUCGGAAGACAUGAUCGAUUUUUUGAGCAUCACGUUGUCAACGGCGAGUACUUCUCCGUCAAACGUCGGCCAAAUGCCUCCGGAUUCACCCGUUCUGGAAAACCAAACACAAGUGCCGUCGAGCAGCUAUGUCGUGCCAUGGGCGGCGACUCAAGGUCAACCGGAAUUUGACGCACAAGUACCCACUUUUCAGGCGGCUCAACAGCAAUCGGACUACAUUUCUCCACCGUGGGCGCCGACUCCUGGUUACUAUUGCAAUCCAUAUUCUCCCACCACGUGUUCAGGUGUACGAUCGGCGUCGUAUUACAACACUAGUCCUACUGGUUCUAGUCCGGGUUCGGGUUUAAACCAGUAUAUUCCUUCGUAUCGACUUUUUGAAGAUCUUAAUGUGCUUGGAAACGUGAGAACAACCGGCGCGCCGGGGACUUCUGGGCCGAGUAUGGUCAGGAAGUGAAAUGUCCGAAAAAAACUCCGUUAACUUCUGAUUCAACUUCGAUCUUUUAUAGUAGUGAGCAAAAAUUAUUUUUGAUUUUAAUAAGUAUGAUUAUGUAUAUGC
Messenger RNA from Lactuca virosa, 1853 nucleotides. The record is from the annotation of a GenBank genome assembly. Lineage: Eukaryota; Viridiplantae; Streptophyta; Magnoliopsida; Asterales; Asteraceae.